Messenger RNA from Merops nubicus (carmine bee-eater), 796 nucleotides. RefSeq names its product gap junction beta-6 protein-like. Gene Ontology annotation, cellular component: connexin complex. NCBI's taxonomy places the organism in Eukaryota, Metazoa, Chordata, Aves, Coraciiformes, Meropidae. The transcript has a single exon. Bases 24 to 701 code for a protein of 225 amino acids. The record is from RefSeq and is a predicted model, not a curated record. Gene Ontology annotation, biological process: cell communication.
GGUGAAGGGACACAGAGAAGAAGAUGGACUGGGGAAGCCUGCAGGCCGUUUUGGGAGGCGUAAACAAACACUCCACCAGCAUCGGGAAGAUAUGGCUCACAGUCCUCUUCAUCUUCCGGAUCAUGAUCCUGGUUGUGGCUGCAGAGAGAGUCUGGGGAGAUGAGCAGCAAGAUUUUGUCUGCAACACACUGCAGCCUGGGUGCAGAAACGUUUGCUAUGAUCACUUUUUCCCCAUCUCUCACAUCAGACUCUGGGCCCUGCAGCUGAUCUUUGUUUCCACACCGGCGCUGCUGGUGGCCAUGCACGUAGCGUAUACCAGGCAUGAGAAGAAGAGGCGAUUCAGAAAUGGUGAGAAAAUUGAUAUUGAAGAGCUGAAAAAUGAAAAGAUGCAUAUUCGGGGGCCCCUGUGGUGGACGUACACCAGCAGCAUCUUCUUCAGGAUCGUCUUUGAAGCAGUCUUCAUGUAUGUGUUCUAUUACAUGUACGAUGGGUACCAGAUGCCUCGCCUGGUGAAGUGCAGUGCAUGGCCCUGCCCCAACACAGUGGAUUGUUUUGUGUCUCGGCCCACUGAGAAAACUACAUUUACUAUUUUCAUGCUUGCUGUGUCUGGGAUCUGCAUGAUGUUGAAUCUGGCUGAGUUGUGUUACCUAGUUAUAAAAAUUUGCAUGAAAGAAUCCAGGAAAACAACAGCUUUAAAAUAAUUCCCCAGUUUCAGGAUUUCUUAGCUCCCCAUUUCCCUCAAACUUUCUUAGGUGUCAGAAAACAAUCGGCAACAUUUUCAUACUCAAGGAAAAGG